CUCCGCUUCCUUGUCAUGCGAUCAUUGCAUGACAAGGAAGCAGCAACAAAAAGUACUCCGAUGCUGCGACAGGCAGCAAACGGGUUCCCAACGUCGGCUUCAAGGUCAUUCUAGAAGAGAGCCGAUUGAUAUCAUCGCACAUGCGCAUAUUUAUUGCAGUUGCAGCUCAAAUUUGAAAGAUCCUACUGCUCCAAAACUGUUCUGAGAUCAUGUACUGCCAAACCGGUUAUGUUUCACCAACGCGACUCCAAAAACGGAAACCGUCCUCAAAAAGUUUCAGUCUGGUAACAAUGCUCGCGAAGAAACGCAGACAGAAGUGCCAUUUUUUCAAACAGAAAGUACAUUUUGCUUUUACAUAGAUGCACGUGUACUUCUAGGUGCUAAACCUAUUGUCAUUCUCUCAAGCAAGAAGUUGAUCGCGGACUGCGCACUAGUCUGUAGUCUGCUAGUAUCCUGUUUCACACUAGGUCUCCUAGACCUCACUAGAGUUGUGUCACAAGAAAUCACGCAAACCAAAAUCUGAAAAAAAUGCCGGUCCUGACGCUUGUCGCCCCAGGGAGGUUCCUUGACGGAGCCGUAUUUUCGUUUCUGGUGAUGAUGCUCGGGGGGAUUGCGCUCUUCUUCUUCGGGAACUUCUACACCUACAUCUGUACAGUGUUUUUCUGAAUUACUUUUAGCAUCACAGCCUAUUACUAGUCAUGCAUGUGCCGGUCGUUCUUCGCAUGAAAACACUUUCUGUAUGUGAAGGAAAGUUGAUCAACUUUGCAAAACAAAGUGCAGGAAAUCUGAAACUCCCCGUCCUAUACUACCAGGUGUUACGGAGGUGAAGAAAUUUGGUAUGGUGGCGCAGGUGCUCGACAAGAUGUUUCCAAUGCCGGGAAAAAAGUGGAAUUACAACUUGACGCACGUGUUGCUGUUCUCCAUUCUCAUCGCACUGCUCUCCAUGAUGCACCACCCGGCACAGGACUACGUGGAGGAGAACGCCAUGCUCGCAAAGAAGAAGAAAGAAAAGGCAGAUGCGAAGGAGGCGGAAAAGAAAAAGGACUCUUAAAGAUGCUGUGGACAUGCUCUUUCGUUUCCUGUCUGUAAAAAUACAUAGACAGCAGGCGAGAUAAUCAUAAUUUGCGACGAACUGAUUUGAAAUUGAAUGUCAACCAACGAACACAUCACGCAUAGUAGGAGUAGAAUUGUUUUUGUCUCCCCAUAGGCAAGGAACUCACUAUCAAAACGAAACCCUCCAAAACUGGCACCUACUACCCUUCAUGACAAUGAAACUGUGGCCCGACGAGAAGGUUCGAACGUCCACACGAACAACUUGUAGAUCAUUUGCUCGACGGCGCUAGGAUGAGUUUUUCAAAGAAAGUGUAAACCACGAUGCAAUCGCG
Amoebophrya sp. A120 is the source of this 1385-nucleotide messenger RNA. Lineage: Eukaryota; Dinophyceae; Syndiniales; Amoebophryaceae. The record is from the annotation of a GenBank genome assembly.